Molecule: messenger RNA, 3796 nt
Organism: Anolis sagrei ordinatus
Lineage: Eukaryota; Metazoa; Chordata; Lepidosauria; Squamata; Anolidae
Gene: PCMTD1
Product: protein-L-isoaspartate (D-aspartate) O-methyltransferase domain containing 1
Biological process (GO): protein modification process
Cellular component (GO): cytoplasm
Molecular function (GO): protein-L-isoaspartate (D-aspartate) O-methyltransferase activity
Source: RefSeq, a predicted model, not a curated record
GAAGAGGGGAAGGAGAGGGGGCGUGGCUUCUCCCCUGCGGUCACGUGACGCCAGUGUUUACAUCCUCUCAGCUGUUGAGCUUUUAGCCCCGCCCCUUCGCUCCCCUCCUCCUCCUCCUCGCCUUCCUUCCUUCAACGUCUCUCGCACAGYCACAAACAGUCGCAUCCAGCCAUAGCGUGGAAAGGGGGGGCUUGAGGAGGAGGAAGAGAGAGGGGGAAAAGCCCUAACAACCCUCAUUCCCCCGCCAAUUAGUCUGAAAAGAAGCCCCCCCCUCUUUCGCCUUUUUCUUGUUUUUGUCCCAUUUCACUUUCCCUCACUUCGCCUUCGGAAAAAGCCCUUGGAAGGACGUUCUAUGAAGAAGGUGCUCACAGUAGAGAUACAGCAAAGAAAAGACAUAUCAGACCAUUUCCUAGAAUUGGCUUUUGAACAGGAUUCUGUUGCAAAGCAGCCGGACAGGCCUGCAUUCUCUUCUACGCCAAAACACCAGGGAAGGACCUGUCAAUGUAUUGCCGAAGUUAAUUGAAUUGUUAAAGAAAGUCAUCAUGGGAGGAGCUGUCAGUGCAGGAGAAGACAAUGAUGACUUAAUUGAUAACUUGAAAGAAGCACAGUAUAUACGCACCGAGAGAGUGGAACAAGCCUUCAGAGCUAUUGACCGUGGUGACUAUUAUCUGGAAGGAUAUAGGGACAAUGCAUAUAAAGACUUGGCUUGGAAGCAUGGAAAUAUACAUUUAUCAGCACCUUGCAUUUAUUCUGAAGUUAUGGAAGCAUUGAAACUUCAGCCAGGAUUGUCUUUUCUUAAUCUUGGUAGUGGAACCGGAUAUUUAAGCACAAUGGUGGGAUUAAUAUUAGGGCCUUUUGGAAUAAAUCAUGGAAUUGAACUUCAUCCAGAUGUGGUAGAAUAUGCCAAGGAAAGGCUGGAGAGCUUCAUAAAAUGUAGUGAUAGUUUUGAUAAAUUUGAAUUUUGUGAACCUGCCUUUGCAGUUGGCAACUGCUUACAAAUAGCAUCAGACAGCCAUCAGUACGAUCGGAUUUACUGCGGAGCUGGUGUACAAAAAGACCAUGAGAACUAUAUGAAAAUCUUACUGAAAAUUGGAGGCAUUCUUGUUAUGCCUAUAGAAGAUCAGCUCACCCAAAUCCUGAGAACUGGACAGAAUACGUGGGAAAGCAAAAAUAUCCUUGCUGUUUCAUUUGCUCCACUUGUGCAGCCAAGCAAGAGUGAUACUAGCAAAAAUGAUACUGUUGGUCUACCACCUUGUUCUGUUAGGAAUCUACAAGAUUUGGCACGGAUCUACAUUAGACGCACUCUUAGGAAUUAUAUAAAUGAAGAAAUGCAAGCCAAGGGUAUAGCUCAAAAGCCUCCACCAAAACGUAAACGCAGAAGGUGCCGUAGGCGCAGAAUUAAUACCUAUGUGUUUGUAGGCAAUCAGCUCAUUCCUCAGCCUCUAGAUAGUGAAGAAGAUGAAAAGAUGGAAGAAGACAACAAAGAAGAGGAUGAUAAAGAACACACUGAAGCCUUGAAGCCAGAAGAACCCCCACGAAAUCUAUUGAGAGAAAAAAUUAUGAGUCUUCCUCUUCCUGAAUCGCUGAAAGCCUACUUGACAUAUUACAGAGAAAAGUAACUUUAAGUGAAGGUGAUAAUGCCUACUUGAUAGUUCCAUAAUCCUUGAAAUGUAGCAUUUAAUAAGAAAUACAUGGACAAAUAUUGGUAGUCUUUCAGGAAGACUGAGUAUGAUGAUAUGAAACAUAACUUGUCUUAACUUUGCUACCAGCACUCCAAUUCAGUGGUAGACUCCUAUUUUAAAUCCACUUUUCGUUAUCUUUUUUGAAAAAAAUAUCUUUUAACUCUGAUAGAUAUAUAUCCCAAAGCGGUAUACAGCAGUAAUUACGAAUUUGCAUGGUGAAUCUUUUUGCUCCCUGACUAAUUUGUAUUGAUGAGGGUUAGUGAAAUUUUUUAUGUGCAAAUAACUGAACAACUGUUUGGAGACAUCAGUAGGGGCUGUCUGCAUUUAUUCUCUAAAGAACAUUCUUGAAUGUGCAGAUAUUUUUCAUCUCAUAUUGAAUUGGAACCCUUUAUUUUUUACCAUGGCUAUAUUGCAAUCAUUGUUACUGUGUUGACGUGAAUGUAUUCCAAGGAAUACAUGAGUGCAAUAACUGCAGACACUGAAUGAGCUGGCUUUAAUAAAAGGCGAACAUUCAUGUUCAGAAAUAUAAAAUAGUCCUGCUAUACUCUAAUAUUUCUUGCCAAAAGAUCUAAAAAGUGACUGCUUAUCUCAGAGCCUUAAGAAAACAUGUUGUUGAGUGUCCUUUAAGAAGAAAAAAUACAGAUAAUAUAACCCAUUUUCUUUAACACCAUCCUAUGAUAGUCAUAAAGUAUUUCUCAACUUUACAGCAUUUAUGAAAAUAUGUGUUUAGUUUCUUUUUAAAGUUAAUGGCACAGAAAACCUAAUUCAUAUAUAAAAGAUUGUAAUUUUGAUUUCAUCGACUAUAUUUACUACUUAAUAGAGUAGAAUGAGUAAAAAGAUUAGCUUGUAUUGCUUAUUGGUAUAGAUGUAAAGAAUUUGUUCACCAGGUGCACUUUACAUGGAUUCUGUACCUUAUUUAUCUCAGAAACAGGAAAAGCAAAUAGUUCUUACAAUGGUUAUUGAUACUCAUCCUCCUGGAAACUAUUGACAUUGUAAGCUUGGGGGCUGACAUUGUUUGAGUGUAUCGUUCUAUCUGCUGUUUUUUUCAUUAUUUAAUUGGAUUGAUUGAAGAGGGUUGUUUUUCCUUUUUUGCAUGAUGAAGUAUCUAAUUUUCACUAGCUUUAUAAUUUUUAAACCUUAAUGUAAAAUAUCAGUGGGAUAUUUUGAGUUCACAGCAUGCUGUAAGAAGUGGAUAGCAUUAAAGCUACCUGAUCUCCUAGGGCCCAAUCAAAAGCAUUCCUUAUGAAGAGAGUUCCUGCACAAUUCACUAUUGUGGUUAUAUCAUAAUACAACGAAAAUGCAUAAAACAAAAAUAAGAUCAGAAUAGACUGUGAACAUUUUAUAUGUUCUCACAACCUGAUACUUUAGUUGUAGAUGGCAAGCAGUUAUAUUACACUUGAUCUAAAUGUCAUGUUCUGUAAUAUCUACGAUAUUAUAAACCUCUUGUUGAACACAAUCUAUGAAAUAAGUGGUUUUAAUUUCAGGUUUGAUUUUAGGCAAUGUUUCCUAGUCAAAGCUUUUUGACGUGGUAAUUAUCAAAAAUCCAUCUUCACAAAAACAAAUUAUUCUGGUUUGUUAACCAGCAUAUUAGGAUGGUUUCUACAGAUUUAUUUUAGUUAGUAAACGUUGCUGGAAAUAAGUGUGCCAUCCUUGUUUCACAGCAAUAAAAACUUAGAAAAAGCUUUCUGUAUAACUACUGCAGUAAUUCUGAAGGUUCAUCUGUGGGAAGCAUUUACUAUAGCACAUCUGUUUUACAUGAUAAGAUUGAAUGAGGUUUUAGGCAUUUUGAAAUUCAAGUUGUAUUUUCUCGUCUUGAAAUUUCAUCAUCUUUUCUCAGUAAUCUGAAUGCAAAAUGUUAAAUAAUUGUCUUUCAAAAUAGAACUUUAUCUUUUGAAUGACUUCAGUGUUUUCCCCAUUCUGUUGUACUCUUCUUACUCAGAUAGAUAAUAGAUGUUAUGAAUAUCCAGUAUGUAAUUUUAUUUGAGUCACACAAACAAUAUUUCUUUUGUGUUUGUGAGUUUCUUUCACAUUCUUGGAUUUAUAUGUACUUUUAAAAUAAAAGCAUAAAAUGGAAAACGAAUCAAAAUUAAAUCUUUUGUCAUAAUUCCAAUAAA